Molecule: messenger RNA, 1710 nt
Organism: Rhopalosiphum maidis (corn leaf aphid)
Lineage: Eukaryota; Metazoa; Arthropoda; Insecta; Hemiptera; Aphididae
Gene: Arc42
Product: short-chain specific acyl-CoA dehydrogenase, mitochondrial
Exons: 9
Coding region: 297-1532 (411 amino acids)
Biological process (GO): fatty acid beta-oxidation using acyl-CoA dehydrogenase; butyrate catabolic process
Cellular component (GO): mitochondrion
Molecular function (GO): flavin adenine dinucleotide binding
Source: RefSeq, a predicted model, not a curated record
GUUAUUUGAAUAAUUGGUAGUUGGUACUGCACUACGCCGCUCUUGCAUUACUCAAUUAGGUACUGCAUUCAGUCAGACCAGCCAGUCGACUUGUAGUGUCUUGUACGAGUGUUUUUUUUUAUACUAGAUCUAUAUAUAUGUCCUCACUCGUCGUGUAUUACUACAAUAAUAAUUAUCGUACAUAUUAUUUUAAUUACAAUAUUUUUUUAUAGAAACGAUUCCUUAUAGUUAUUUUGUUAAUCUGUAAUUUUCGCAUCUCAUUUUUAGUUUUUUUUUUUAAAUCGAAAAAAAAAAUCAUGAGCCUAAAAUUAUCUUCUCUUUUGACAAACUCAGGGAUGAGGUUUGCUCUAAAUGGUGUCACGAAAAGGUCGAUAGCCUCUUUGUCGUCCUUGUCAGAGACUCAUCGAUUGCUGUAUAAAACCUGUAGAGAUUUUGCAGAAGGAGAGUUAAAACCUGUUGCAGCCAAAGUGGACAAGGAACAUUUAUUUCCCGAGAAACAGAUUAAAGAAAUGGGAGAAUUGGGUUUAAUGGCAAUUGAUAUCCCAGAGUCAUUAGGAGGAACUGGUCUUGAUUAUUUGGCAUAUGCUAUUGCAAUAGAAGAAAUUUCUAGAGGUUGUGCAUCAGCUGGCGUUAUUAUGAGCGUAAAUAAUUCUUUGUACCUCGGACCAAUUAAUAAAUUUGGAAAUGAUAAACAAAAAGAGGAGUAUAUCAGACCUUUUACAAGUGGUGAAAAAAUUGGUUGUUUUGGUCUUAGCGAACCAGGUAAUGGAAGUGAUGCUGGUGCAGCUUCUACUAUGGCGGUUAAAAGUGGUCCAAAUUGGGUUUUAAAUGGCACUAAAUCAUGGAUUACUAAUGCUCAUGAAGCUAAAGCAUCAGUCGUAUUUGCAACUACCGAUAAAGCUAAAAAACACAAAGGAAUUAGCGCAUUUUUAGUUAAAAGAGAAUAUCCAGGGUUUUCAUUGGGUAAAAAAGAAGAUAAACUUGGAAUACGAGGUUCGUCUACAAGUAAUUUAAUUUUUGAAGACUGUUCAAUUCCAGAAGAAAAUAUCUUAGGUGAACCUGGUAUGGGUUUCAAAAUUGCAAUGAUGACUUUAGAUGCUGGCCGCAUCGGAAUUGCUUCUCAAGCACUUGGAAUAGCACAAGCAUCUCUCGACGUUGCUGUUGAAUAUGCAACUAAAAGAAUAGCAUUUGGUGCUCCUAUAUCUAAACUGCAAAGUAUUCAGAAUAAAAUUGCUGACAUGUCUUUACGAGUAGAAAGUGCAAGAUUGUUGACAUGGAGAGCUGCUGUCUUAAAAGAUGAACACAAGCCAUUUACAAAGGAAGCAGCAAUGGCCAAAUUAGCUGCGUCUGAAGCAGCAACAUUUAAUGCACAUCAGUGUAUUCAAGUGUUGGGUGGUAUGGGUUAUGUUUCCGAUAUGCCUGCUGAACGACACUACCGCGACGCUCGGAUAACAGAGAUAUAUGAAGGGACAUCUGAAAUUCAGAAGCUUGUGAUAGCUGGAAAUGUAUUCAAAGAGUAUAACAGCUCUUAAUGAGUUAUUAGCCAUAAGUAUUAAUACUGAUAUACCGUUACCAAAUAAUUCAAGUGUGUACUACACAAUUUACUGAUGUUUAGACUGAAUUUUUCAUAUUUAAAAGUAUACCCAUGUAAGUGUAAAUUAUACCUACUGAAAACAUCCAAACAUAAUAUAUUAUAAUUUUUUCAACUCA